Magnolia sinica is the source of this 1181-nucleotide messenger RNA. Its product is annotated as probable LRR receptor-like serine/threonine-protein kinase At3g47570. Gene Ontology annotation, molecular function: ATP binding; protein kinase activity. NCBI's taxonomy places the organism in Eukaryota, Viridiplantae, Streptophyta, Magnoliopsida, Magnoliales, Magnoliaceae. Gene Ontology annotation, biological process: protein phosphorylation. Bases 24 to 1010 code for a protein of 328 amino acids. The record is from RefSeq and is a predicted model, not a curated record. The transcript has 2 exons.
AGAAAGCUUCUUCUCCAUCUUCCAUGGAGAAUCAGUGGUUACAAGUUUCUUAUGCAGAUCUCCUUCAAGCAACAGAUGGGUUUUCUUCAGCUAAUUUAAUUGGUGUGGGAAGUUUUGGUUCUGUAUAUAAAGGAAUUCUAGAAUGCUUUGAAACAGUUGUUGCAGUGAAGGUACUCAACCUCCUGCAACAAGGAGCUUUUAAGAGUUUGGCAGCCGAAUGGGAAGCAUUAAGAAACAUCCGACAUCGAAAUCUUGUCAAGAUUUUAACAGUUUGUUCGAGCAUUAAUUUUAAUGGCAAUGAUUUCAAAGCUUUAGUGUUUGAGUACAUGCCUAAUGGUAGUCUGGAGAAGUGGUUGCAUCCAAAUGUUGAUGAACAACCUCAAUUGAGGAAUUUGAAUCUUACUCAAAGACUAAAUAUAGCCAUUGAUGUGGCUUCGGCAUCUUCAUCAUCAUUCGAAAACACCAAUCACGACCUAAAACCAGGCAAUGUACUUCUUGAUGAUGAUAUGGUUGCCCAUGUGGGUGACUUUGGUUUAGCAAGGUUCCUCUCCGAAGCUGCAGAAAGUUGCUCUCAAAAUCAAACUAGCACAUUUGGGAUUAAGGGAUCGAUUGGAUACAUUCCUCCGGAGUAUGGGAUGGGUGGUAAGGCGUCCAAAUAUGGAGAUGUAUACAGUUAUGGGAUCCUUCUACUCAAGAUGAUCACCGGAAAGCGGCCAACUAAUGACAUGUUUAAGGACAAUCAGAGCCUUCAUCACUUUGCAAAAUCAGCUUUUCCCGAACAAGUAAUGGAGAUCAUUGAUCCAAGACUUCUCCAAGAAAAUGCUGAAGCAUUUCUAGACAGUGAAAAUCAUAACAAUUUGAAAAAUAAAAUGCGUGAUUGCUUGGUUGCAUUGGUCAGAGUAGGUGUAUCCUGUUCUGCAGAAUCGCCAGGGGAACGAAUGGAGAUGAGAGAGAUUGCCAUGGAAAUGCAUGCUGUUAGAGACUUAUAUCUUGAGGUCGGGAUUCAGUGACAGAGACAAACAGGCCCCUACUGUUAGGUGAAUGUUCAUCUUACCUCAGUAACUGGUAAGAUUAGAUUAGAAGUUAUAUUUAAGAAGAUUCCAACAUAAAAUAAAACUGCUUGAUAUUUUUUCUAAAUAGAUCUAGAUAUAUAUUAUUCUAGUGUUGAAUAUGUGGAGAAG